Messenger RNA from Astyanax mexicanus (Mexican tetra), 7372 nucleotides. RefSeq names its product tweety family member 1 (gene ttyh1). Gene Ontology annotation, cellular component: smooth endoplasmic reticulum membrane; plasma membrane. NCBI's taxonomy places the organism in Eukaryota, Metazoa, Chordata, Actinopteri, Characiformes, Acestrorhamphidae. Gene Ontology annotation, molecular function: volume-sensitive chloride channel activity; intracellularly calcium-gated chloride channel activity. The transcript has 15 exons. Bases 372 to 2144 code for a protein of 590 amino acids. The record is from RefSeq and is a predicted model, not a curated record.
CACUACACACUGACCGGGCUGUGUGAGAAGCUCAUUUGCAUCCACUCAAAGCUUCCCAAAGGAAAACACGCCUUCCACUGUUUCCACAUUAAUCGCCACUCUAACAGGGAAUAAACACGGCGCGCGGACCCUUCAGCUCGCGAUAUAAUAACACACAUCUUUAUCUGAGUCCUGUUAUCAGUGCUAAACCCGCCUGGCAGCGCUGCUCAGGAUGCUUUUCUCCAUAAAGCGAACAAAACGCGUGUCAUCAUCGGUCAGCGGCGGAAUUCAAUGAGCGCCGUCUAAUCGAAAAACAAGCAGCCGAGUGGAGGAGCUUCCAGAAGUGCACUACUACUGAAGGGUAAAGGUGGUCACCGGGGCCGGUGGUUGCUAUGGAGACUGUGCCCAGUUACAGCCCUUCGAUAUGGGUGCGGAUGUGCCAUGCCCUCCCGCGCUUCGACUUGACUAUGCAGAUGAGGGACAACAGCUUCACUCCGGACAGCUGGGAGUACCAACAGACUCUGCUGGUUCUGUCCAGCCUCUCGGCCAUUGCUCUCGUUCUGUCCCUGCUCGUCGUUCUCUCCUUCCUUAUCCACUACUGCUGCUGCCACCGUGGCGAUGGGGGCAGGGACGCCGAGGAAGAGGAGGAAGAUGACGACGCCAGCGGCGGCCAUGGUUACAGCGGCAAGAAGGGGCGGGGCAUCUGCUGCGUCACAUGGGUGUCGGUGGCUGCAGUGACACUGUGCUGUGUUGCCAUAGGCGUUGGUUUCUACGGCAACAGCGAGGCGAACGAUGGGAUGUAUCAGUUGACCUCGUCUCUGCUCACUGCCAAUUACACACUGGCUUCCAUCGAUCUGCUGAUUUGGGACACCGUGGCCGUCCUGCAGCGGUCAGUCUCUGGUCCUCUGACCUCUCUGGAGGACGUGUUUGGUGGGAAUAAACCGGCCCUGGUGUCGACGCGGUCCUGCAGGCGUCUCUCUGAGCGCGUGGCUUCCCUCCUCUCCUCCCUGUCUCUGGGUCGAGGGGUCCGGGCCGUUACUCCCGGACUGUCAGGGAUGAACGGGAGCGACAGUAUAGUGGGAUUAUUAACCCCCGUCCCCCCCUCUGUAGCCCCAACACUGACCCCAUCGUCCACAGCCAACAGCGUUCCUGCACCCUUCUCACCGGGGUGGGCUGCCAGCACACUCAUGGUCAAUGAGGACUACAGGUGGCUCUCGUAUGUGUUGCUACUGCUUCUGGAUCUGGUGGUGUGUCUCUUUAUUCUGCUGGGUUUGGCCAAACAGGCCCGAUGGCUGCUGAUCCUGAUGACGGUGUUGGCCUGGUUGGCUCUGUUUCUGAGUUGGGGGUCUCUCGGCCUGGAGACGGCCACAGUGGUGGCUCUCAGUGAUUUCUGCUUUGAUCCGAACAUAUUUGUUCUCAACUCUACUCAUUUCAACACCGGGACGAGUACAGAAAUCCUGGACUAUUAUCUGACCUGCAGUCGGAGAAUGACCAGCCCCUUCCAGCAGCUGCUGACCCAGUCUCAGAGAGCACUAUCCAGUAUCCACUCCCAUCUGUCCAGUCUGGAGCGGGACGCCCUCCCACGCUUCCCCAAAGCAGAGAAAUCUCUGAGGGAGGUGCAGCAGAUCCUAAAUGUCACAGAGGGAAACUUCCACCAGCUGGUGGCGCUGCUUAACUGUCGAGGACUCAAUAAGGACUAUAUAGACUCCCUGAAGGGCCUGUGUUUUGAUGGGAUGGAGGGAUUGCUCUAUCUCUCUCUCUACUCCUUUCUCUCCGCCCUGGCAUUCACUGCCAUCCUCUGCUCCCUCCCCGGAGCCUGGAGGAGCUUUUCCAGCGACUCGGAGGAGUACGAAGACUCGGACAGCGAGAGCGAGGACCCAUUCACUUCUCACCAGGCACGUAGACAGACGGCCAUGGGCUCACAGCGAGGGGCCUUGCCCCCCUUCUAUAGUUACCAGGGGGCCGGCUGGACUCCCCCCUUUUCUAGCGCACCACCGUUACCGACUCCAAACGCUUCCUCCAAUGGCAACCCUGGUUAUGAAAGCCUGCCUCUGAGUGACAGGCCGUCCCCACCCCCCUCUUACUCUCCCAGCAUGCUGACGGGCUACGGGGGUAAUCAAUCACACCCUAACCACGCCCACUCCAGGAACCUGUAUUCGCACUAAUUUUUAUGUACAGUAUUAAAAAAAAGAAGCAGAUGAAAUAUAACAGAUAUUUAGUUUUCAUAUGGAUACGGAUAUGGACGGACACUUUAGUGAAACCAGACGAGCGUAGAUGUUUGUGAGAGCAGAUGCGCCGAGCUCUAAAAGCACUUAGCCAGAACAGACUGGCGCUCUGAUUGACAGAUAUUAAAAUUAUAGUCUGAGAUGUAUAAGCCACCACUGCCCCCCAACCCCCCCCCCCAUCCCAACCCAUCUGUUUAGUGUCGUUGUGAACAUUUGCCGGAGGGCGGAUUUGGGAUGGUGUGGGCGUUUCUGUAGUAUUCUAUAUAUUUUUUAAAUGUUUUACCACUUUGUUUUGGAGUUUUUAUAAUAUCGUCGUCACGGAAACACUUAGAAACAAUGGCACAAAUUCUUUGUAUGAUUAUGCAGCUCGUCGGGCACUCUUUAUUUCGGUUCCGUUUCUCUUUUUUAAAUAUUUGACUGUACCUUUUUUAUAGGUGGCAAUCCUGUAUAACCUUAUAUACCCUCUGAUACUAUAAAUAUAUAUAUUCACUGUAAAUGAUGACGUUUGAGUGUUGAUGCACUUUGAUGAUUUAAAAAAAAAAAAGAGAAAAAGAAGAGGCCUUACAGUGUCUCUCAAAUAUAAAUAAAUAAAUAUAUAAUAAUAUAUAAUUUAUCUGAGAGGGCUAACACUGGCCAGCCUCUCCACUGGCUGCUGACUGGGAAAAAAAAAAAAAUAUAUAUAUAUAUAUAUAUCGAAGCAGCCGAGCAAUAUAACCUCUGUCGCUGACGUCCCAGACAGCGGCCUCAACGUACACAGCAAUAAUACAUCUUUACUCCUGGCAUAUUUCUGCACAUUAUGGCAUCGCUCCAAAAAACUGAAGCUCCCUUCCUCUCAUUUCUGCAGAUAGAAGAGGAAAAAAGACUUAUUGUGUUGACAUUAUUAAUCAAAACGUCUCAACCUAAAAAUUAGCCAGUCUAUUGAGAAAUUAGAUCAUUAUUUUGUUAUUUUGAGAUACCAAAAUAAUAUCGGGGAAGAAUAAAUCAGACAAAUUGCAGUUCAAAAGUUCAAUUAUAAGGCAUUAUGGAAAUAAUUCAUUUCGUAAGCAAGGUUAUUAUAUAAAAAGUCAUUAUUUUAAAGGGGACAUAGCUUGCAAAAAUCACUUUUGUGUUUUUUAUAUCUCCACUUGGGUCUCGAUUGCCCUUAUAAACAUUCCAAGCAUGAAAAAAAAAAACAAUCGAUCCAUUUUCCAUGAAUCAGCUGAAAGAGUGAGAGUGUGCUAACAGGAUUCAUCAUAUGCUUCUAUGAGCCCGUUGUUUGGGUGGCUCCCUUAUUGUGACAUCACAAUAAGGAAAACUGUAUAGAUCCACCCUGGCUCCACCCCGAACCCGAAACCCCACCAGAGCCUCUUCGGUCUGCUGGUUAAGAACCGAAUACAGGACACAGUAAGACUUUGUCUGAGGGAGGGAUCUGUACUGUACUGAUCUACUGUCCGUGGCAAAAUAGCAGAACGUACACGGGGCGUGUCCAGCAACCGCUUAUUUGCAUAAAAAUGGGCAGGGUCCUUAAACGGCUGAAUCUGAAAGGGACUAAAACUGGUGGUGAGAUCUCUUUAUGAGAGAGUGAUUUUGUGCAAAGAAUUCAAAAACAUUUUUACCAUUUCUGUGUAAAAAGAAGUAUAUUAUAUUCCCUUUAAGUAAGAUAAUAAAUAACUUUUCAAAAAAGACAACAAAGAAAUUAAUUUUAUUGAGACACAGGUCAACACAAUAUUAACUUUUUUUUUUAUUUUGAAUCAAAUUAAGAAAAUAUAUAUAUAUAUAUAUUUUUGAAAAUACUAAGUCAAAAUUUGGAUAAAGUAGGUAAUAUUUCAGAAAAUAAGGACUGAUUACUGAUGGUUUUUAAUAAAAUGCCAUUUUCUUCAAGAUUUUAAAUCAAAUUUGAUUUAAAAAAUGUAAGUAAGCAAACCUAUGAACACAUUUUUGCUUGCAAAAGAUUUUUUUUCUCCUCUAUCUGACAGUAAUGAUGAAACCGCCAGAUAAAACGACUGUACAGCACACGGUCAGAGUCAGAACAAAAAAAGCUGAUUGGAGGAAAGUUGUGUUUGCAUGUAUCGGUGCAGGUAAUGGAUUAUAAGAAUGUUCCCCUCAGUGAAGUGUGUGAAAUUUGCCUUAUCUGUGAUGUUUACUGCACGACACAGUAGAUAUACAGUAGAUGUACAGUAGAUCUAUAGUAGAUGUACAGGGGAUAAACAGUAUCUCAGUAAUAACAAUAAUAUCCAGGCUCCGCCCACAGAUGAUACUGCUGUGAUGUUGGACAGGCUGUGCAAAGUAGAGCUCGGCUCAGGUAAAUCCCUACAUUUACAGUCUGUAAUUCAGUUCAGAUUAAUAGUUCAGCAUAAAGUUCUGCAGCUGUUUUACUGCUACUAGCUAAGCUAAGGCUUAGCCUACACCCAGACCAACAUAGCACUUAAUUACGGAUCUAGUAAUUUUAAUUCUGGGAAUUCAACUCCACUCCUAAAGUGCCAGUGGAUUCUAAUAGAUAUAGGUGUAGACAGUUUGGGUACAUGGAUGGGUGUAGGUAUGGAUGAUGGGUAUAGGUAUGGAUGGUUUGUGUAUGGAUGGUGGGUUUAGGUGUAGAUCAAGGGUGUCCAAACUUUUUUUGUUGGGGGCCAGAAGGAGAAAUAUAUUUGAAGUCACGGGCCACACUCUGUAAUAAAACAAAUAAUGAAAUAUACCACUUUAAAUAAUACAUUUUCCUGAUUAUUUCAUUUACACACCAUUUUACUUGACUCACUAUCUUUAUCUAUCUUUGACAGUGUUGUAUAAACUAAGAUUUUUCAAAGUGAUGUUUCAUUUCAUGAUGUCUCUUAAUAUUAAACUCCUUAAUUACGGCAACUUUUAGAUUUUUUGGCCUAUUUUUCUGCGCUAGAAAUGCGCACCCUCUCCGCUUUUAGACUCUUUGGCCCGUUUUUCUGCGCAAAAAAUGCGCACUCUCUCCGCUUUUAGACUCUUUGGCCCGUUUUUCUGCGCUAGAAAUGUGCACUCUCUACGCUUUUAGACUCUUUGGCCCGUUUUUCUGCGCUAGAAAUGUGCACUCUCUACGCUUUUAGACUCUUUGGCCCGUUUUUCUGCGCUAGAAAUGCGCACUCGCUCCGCUUUUAGACUCUUUGGCCCGUUUUUCUGCGCAAAAAAUGUGCACUCUCUCCACUUUUAGACUCUUUGGCCCGUUUUUCUGCGCUAGAAAUGCGCACCCUCUCCGCUUUUAGACUUUAUUACUCUGUUUUUCUGAGCUAGAAAUGCGCAUUCUCUCUGCUUUUAGACUCUUUGGCCCGUUUCUGACACCUAGCGUUCAAACUUUGAAUCUCACAUUAUAAAAACCUGCUUAACAGCGGGCCAACUUUCAUUCUAUUUCUAAAAUACCUCGCUAGCCGCUCCAAAAAAGGAAACGGGCCGCAAAUGGCCCGCGGGCCGUAGUUUGGACACCCCUGGUGUAGAUGGUUUGGGUAUGGAUGAUGGAUAUACAGUUGCAAGAAAAAUAUGUGAACCCUUUCGGAUUACUUAGAUUUCUGCAUAAAUUGGUCAUUAAAUGUGUUCUGAUUUUCAUCUACGUCACAUCAAAAGACAAACACAGUCUGCUUAAACUGCUCACAGUCAGGGGGCCGGGGGGGGUUUACGCGUGGAGAGAAAAAAAAGUCACAGCACACCAUCAUCAAAACCUGUGAACAACACUGUGAAAUAUGGUGGAGGGGGCAUCAUGGUUUGGGGCUGCUUUGCUGCCUUUAGGGCCUGGCCUCAUCAACAGAAAAAUGAAUUCCCAAGUUAACCAAGACAUUUUGCAGGAAAACUGUCCACCAACUGAAGCUCAACAGAGGAUGGAUGAUGCAACAGGACAACGACCCAAAACAUAGUAGUAAAUCAACAACCAAAUGAUUUCAACAGAAGAAAAUACGCCUUCUGGAGAGUCCUGACCUCCAGAGAGCGAUUCACACCAGAUAUCCCAAGAAUAUUAUAGCUGAACUGGAGGAGUAAUGGUCCAAAAUUCCUCCUGACUAUUGUGCAGGUCUGAUCUGCAGCUACAGGAAACGUUUGGUUGAAGUUUUUGCUGCCAAAGGAGGAUUAACCAAUUAUUAAAUCCCACAUACUUUUCCCCCUUCACUGUGAAUGUUAGCAUGUUGUGUUCAAUAAAACAAUGCAAACAUAUAUAUUUUUUGUGUGGUAUUAGUUUAAGCAGACUGUGUUUGUCUAUUGUUGUGACUUAGAUGAAGAUCAGAACACAUUUAAUGACCAAUUUAUGCAGAAAUCCAAGUAAUCCCAAAUGAUUCACAUACUUUAUCUUGCAACUGUAGGUAUAGAUGGUUCGGAUAUAAAUAAAUAUGGUUAUAAAUAAGGAUAUUGGGUAUGGGUAUCUGGCCUAAAGUGAGAAAUCAGUUUAAUGUAAUAUUCCCAUAUUGUAUUAUUGUAUAGUACUUUAGUUAAAAACAGCUCAUUUUGAGGCUCAGUAGCUUUUAAAUAAAGAUGCCAGUAAUAUAAUAUAAAGUUAUAAUCUGCCAUCUCUGAACACAGCAGCAGCUACAGGAAGGGUGGACGGCUCAGUUUUAGGCCUUGUUGUUGAAUUUAAUGCACUGUGAAAAUGUGAUAAAUGUAGGUAAAGUACAGGAAUUUUAAUAACAUUCCCGCAGUCUUAUUCACUGAAGUGUGUAUGUAUGUAUGUGUGUGUGUGUGUGUCUGUAUGUGUGUGUGUGUGAGAUUUUUUACUGCUUUGUGUAACGGGUUUUAAAAAACACUGAUGCAGAAUUUGACUGGGUCAGCCAUUUCUACUCCCUGACCUGAACUGCCUUUAGUUUUAUAACUUCUAUAAAACGAACAACAUGAAUCUGUUCGGUAACAAAACGUAGCUUUUUUCGUUCUGACCGCCGCAUUCUAACUCGAGAGCAUCCACCCUAAUCUGCAGGAAUGUGCUAACUCACCUGAGAGAACUGUAAAAAGGGCAAAACACUAUAUGUGCGUGUGUGUGUGUGGGGUUUACAUGAGAUGUUGUGUGUAUAUAUAUUAUAUAUACAUAUAUAUGCUCCAUUUGCCAUUGCAUUAACCCCCCCCCCCAUCCUUUCCCCUCUGGAUCAUGUUAAUCCUAAACCCUGCGUUUCUAUGGUUUUAUCUGCUCCUUUUGAAUGGCAUCCUUUUCCACUACAGAGUCUAAUACAGCUGAAAUAAAGUACAGUGCUAAAACUGAA